AUGGCGGCCGCUAUACACUUUCUGUACCUGUCUCUCGCUAUCUUUCCAUUCUUUGCAGCAGCAUCGCCCUGGAUCGUCACUGAGCACUAUGAAGAAGUUGUCACCGUCGAGCCCGCGUAUACUGACCGCUACGACGACUACACCGAGCCGGCCAGGACGUAUACUGAGCUAUACACGGUGACGGCGCCGUCUGGACCAGCCAUCUCAACGGCCACCAUCACGAGAACUGAUGACUCGUAUUAUGAAAACGGUGAUUCCUACACCAUCAUCCAGCUUCUGCACCCGUACAACGCCGCCGACGUGGCCACCACCACAAUAGACUACUACGCCAGCGCAAGAGCCACAUCCACUGGCUACAUCUAUACAAACUACGUCGUCAACAUCGCCUACUCAGCACCCACCUCCUGCAGCUCCUCGUGGGUCUACACCACUGCUGUGCCAGUGUCCCCACCAUACGAGAUUGAGAACGCCCUCGUCCCGACUUCCGUCUCGACGAGUUACUACGUCGAAAACGGCCGCCCGUUCCAGGCCUCGACCAUCACCGAGGAGUACCUGUUCAUCGACCCUACCCAAGUCCCCGCCGCAAGUCUAUCAUCACUCAGCUCGGUUUACGGGCCAUACCCAACAUCAUCAUGCUCUGACCCAAACUCGUCUGACGAGAGCUCUGGCACUUCCUCCUCCUCAUCCUCGUCAGCCACCUACGUCCCAUCCUCAGACGAUAGCUGCUAUUACUACUACUACUACUGCAGCUACUCCCAAUGGAUCAACGACCCUUACCCGCUCGGUAUCUCGCCGCUAGCCAUCAUCCUCAUCAGCGUACUGGGCUGGUCUGCCGUGAUCUUCGUCGCGGGCCUGUUCGAGAACUACUUCCACUUCCAGCGGCUCAUGAAAGGCUGGCAGGCGCGUCGCGGGCUGCCGCUGACAUGGUGGUUCUGGAUCUUCCCGGUCACCUGCCUGAUCUGCCUGGGGUUCAGCCGCAGGGGCUUCCAGGCGCGGUCCGUCGAAGACGCCGCUGAGCUGCGCAAGAAGUGGGAGGAGAUGAGCUUCUGGAAGAAGAAGCAGCUGUGGCUUCGCUAUGGGUUUGCCUUUGGGUAUCCGUCUAUGCUGGGCCCUGCGCCACCGCGUGUUGGCCGGCCGUCGCCGGAACCGUUGCCAACGCAGCCCCUGCUGCAAGUGUCUCCGCCGCCGAGCGAGAAUGGCGCCGUGAGCCGCCAGCCCUCGACGACUGGGGAGGGGGAUAGGGAUGUGGAUGUUGAGGCGGCGGCGGCGCCGAGUGCGCGUACGACACCCGAAAUGUCAAUGUCGGGGGGUCUGCCGGCGGCUCAGUCGCUGCAGGUUCCAUCGAGGGCGGCGCCGCAGGUUACGAAUAGACCGGCGCCAGCGAUCCCUGAGGAAGAGGAGAUUACUGAGGUGGCGGCUCCAGUGGAGGAGCGAGCAGUCGCUGAGAAGCAUGCAGAGGAGGUAGAGAAGCGGGAGCCGUGA
Talaromyces proteolyticus is the source of this 1482-nucleotide messenger RNA. RefSeq lists its product as uncharacterized. Lineage: Eukaryota; Fungi; Ascomycota; Eurotiomycetes; Eurotiales; Trichocomaceae. The record is from RefSeq and is a predicted model, not a curated record. The transcript has a single exon. The coding region runs from base 1 to 1482 and encodes 493 amino acids.